CCGGUCCCGGCCUCCCGGCCUUCCAAAUCGUCAGCGCAGGGCGCACACGCUUGCCCGCGCCGCCCAGCCAGCGGCACACGCCUGCCCGCGCCGCCCAGCCGCUCUCCCAUAGCCGUCGCGCCGUCCCGGCCCUCCAAGAUUCAGAUUGGUGUUUUGCUGGCACCAUGUCCAGUCCGUGGAGCCCUAUGAGUUUGGAGGAAGAGGAAGAGAUCCAAGAGCUCGAUGCCGAGGAGCAGCAGGACGGUGAGCAGCCGCAGCAGGGUGAUGGGCUGCAGCAGGGGUCCACAGCUGAAGCAAGGGCACAACAAACCGGAAAGAAACGCGCAAGAUCAGUGGCCAACUCGUCUACUAAGUCUGAGGCAAAGAUAAAGGUCGAGGAAAGUGCACCAGGAGCUGCGACAGGAGUGAUUCUGUCUCUUCGUGAAAGUUUACAGGACUGUAAACAAAGCCUUGCAUCCUGCCAGGUGGAACUUGAAGCUGCAAAAUCAGAAAUUGAGAAGUGGCAUUCAGCAUUUCAGAGCAUUCCAGCUGUACCUUCUGGUACCAGUCCAGAUCCUGUUUCAGUGGUAUCUUACCUCAGUAACCUGAAGUCAUCAGAGGAAUCAUUGAAGGAGCAGCUGGAGAAAGCAAAGAAAAGGGAGGCAGCUUUUAUAGUAACAUUUGCAAAACGAGAGCAGGAGAUUGCAGAACUGAAGUCUGCAGUUAGAGAUUUAAAAACACAAUUAAGGCCACCGUCAAUGCAGACAAGGAGAUUGUUGCUUGAUCCAGCAAUUCAUGAGGAAUUUACACGCUUAAAAAAUCUUGUGGAGGAGAAAGAGAAAAAAAUAAAGGAGCUACAGGACAACGUUGCUGCUGUCAAUUUCACUCCAUCCAGCAAACUGGGAAAAAUGCUGAUGGCUAAAUGCAGAACAUUGCAAGAGGAAAACGAAGAGAUUGGGGCGAUGGCAUCGGAAGGAAAAAUCCAUGAGCUUGGGAUGAAAAUCGCCGUUCUGAAGUCGCAGAACAACGAGCUCCGGAAUCAAUUUGAUGUUUUGUAUAAGCACAUGGACGGCGUGACGAAUGACGUGGAGAGAUCAAACGAACUGGUGGCCAUCCUGCAAGAGGAGCUAGAAGCCAAGGAGUUAGAGGUGACUAGACUGAAGGAGGAGACGCUUUCCCAGAAGGAAGGCACUCAAGAAGCACCGGCACCGGCACCAGCUCCGGUGGAAGAGGGAGACGGAGCUGGAAACGAUCUGAAGCCGGCUUCAGAUCCGCUGCAAGUGAAGCUGGAAAGUUAAGGGGAGACGGAGGGGUGGAAACGACCAGACGGUAGUGUGUUUGUUGAGACUCCCGAUGUGCGGGAAGUCGUAGCAUAUUAGGCCAAUCUUAACUAGUAGAACCGUUCGAUUUUUAUAAUAUCUAUGUUCAUUUUAGUUCUAUCUAUAUAGUUACAAUAUAAAACAUGCUCUCUAUCUCUCAUCUAGAUGUGUACGUAUCUGUGCCGCAGUUGAAGUUC
Molecule: messenger RNA, 1495 nt
Organism: Zea mays
Lineage: Eukaryota; Viridiplantae; Streptophyta; Magnoliopsida; Poales; Poaceae
Product: FKBP12-interacting protein of 37 kDa
Biological process (GO): mRNA modification; regulation of alternative mRNA splicing, via spliceosome
Cellular component (GO): nucleus
Source: RefSeq, marked provisional